Aspergillus clavatus NRRL 1 is the source of this 2640-nucleotide messenger RNA. RefSeq names its product ATP-dependent metallopeptidase FtsH/Yme1/Tma family protein. Gene Ontology annotation, biological process: protein-containing complex assembly; mitochondrial protein processing. NCBI's taxonomy places the organism in Eukaryota, Fungi, Ascomycota, Eurotiomycetes, Eurotiales, Aspergillaceae. The coding region runs from base 1 to 2640 and encodes 879 amino acids. The transcript is spliced from 2 exons. Gene Ontology annotation, cellular component: membrane; m-AAA complex. Gene Ontology annotation, molecular function: ATP-dependent peptidase activity; metalloendopeptidase activity; ATP binding. The record is from RefSeq and is a predicted model, not a curated record.
AUGGCCACCUUACUCAGACGGCCAGGCAAUCUUGCUCGAUAUUCGAGGAGAGCUGCAGAAUGCAUCAAUCGCGCAGGUCCGCUCUCUGCGCGAGCCUCACAGUCGAGACUAUCAUCGUUGAUCACCGCACACCGCGCUAGAACCUAUGCUACCCAGAGCCCCGGGGGUCCGAAGCCACCGAACGACAAGGACGGCCAGAACCACGCAACACCGGGCCCUGAGAACAAUGGUGGCAAGCCUGAGGAGGGAAAGACGCCGAAGGAAGCCGAAUCCCCGUUGAGUAAGGAGCAGCGGGAGCAGGUCAACGUCUUUAUCAACCACCUGAAGAAUAAGGUGCCACCGUCGCAACAUCAGAUGCUGGAUGACAUGCGGACACUGCUGCUGAGGGAAGGAUUACCGCCGGAAAUGCGGAGUUUCAUCAAGAAGCACCUCCAGUCCGGUCGGCCAGCUUCUUUGAUGGACUAUGUCAAAUUAACACGGCAUAUGUCGCAGCACAUGACCGAAUACGCCCAGAAGUUAAACGAGAUCGAGGAGGACCGGAAUAAGGAGAAGGCUAAGUCGGAGGGUGGCGCACAGAGUGAGCAGCAGAAGCAGCAAGAGGGACAACAAAAGGGCCGGGACAAGAUUCCGCCGAAUGCUAAGGUCCUCGAGUUCAAGUUCGAUCCUGCCACAUUCCUCAUCACCUCCCUCAUCACCUACUACGUCUACCGCAGCUUCUUCCCCGGCGAAGAUAGCAAGGAGAUCACAUGGCAGGAGUUCAGAGCGAACUUCUUCGACAAGGGCUUGGUGGAGAAGCUGACUGUCAUCAACAACAACCAGGUCCGCGUGGAAUUGCAUCGUGACGCUUUGGCACGGGUAUACCCCGACUCACCAGCCAACCAGCCCACUUUCCACUACUACUUCAGCAUUGGGUCUGUGGAUAGCUUUGAGCGCAAGCUGGAUGAAGCCCAGCAUGAGCUGGGAAUCCCCAGUGCCGAGCGGAUCCCCGUUGCUUACGUUAAUGAAGUACAUUGGGCUAACACGAUCUUGUCCUUCGGUCCUACCCUUCUCCUGAUCGGUUCCUUCUUCUGGCUGUCGAAACGUGCCGCCGGCGGUGCAGGUGGCCAGAGUGGAAUUUUCGGAAUCGGCAAAAGUCGGGCUAAGCGCUUCAACCAUGAGACGGACAUCAAGAUCAAAUUCUCCGAUGUAGCGGGUAUGGACGAGGCAAAGGUCGAAAUUAUGGAGUUUGUCAGUUUCCUCAAGCAUCCUGAGAAGUUCCAGAAGCUCGGUGCCAAAAUUCCUCGCGGUGCUAUUCUUUCGGGACCUCCCGGUACGGGUAAGACGUUGCUCGCAAAGGCCACCGCUGGUGAAUCUGGCGUGCCUUUCUUCAGCGUCAGUGGUUCCGAAUUCGUAGAGAUGUUCGUCGGUGUCGGUCCCUCCCGUGUCCGUGAUUUGUUCGCCAAUGCUCGGAAGAACGCGCCUUGUAUCAUUUUUAUUGAUGAAAUCGAUGCCAUUGGUAAAUCCAGAGCCAAGCAGAGCUUCGGCGGCGGUAACGAUGAGCGGGAGAGCACACUGAACCAGAUUCUUACUGAGAUGGAUGGAUUCAACACCUCGGAACAAGUUGUCGUCCUUGCUGGUACCAACAGACCCGACGUCCUUGACAAGGCUCUGAUGCGACCUGGACGAUUCGACCGGCACAUCGCUAUCGACAGACCGACGAUGGAUGGUCGCAAGCAGAUCUUCCGCGUACACCUGAAGAAGAUCGUCACUAAGGAAGAUAUGGAUUACCUGACAGGCAGACUCGCUGCUCUGACUCCCGGCUUUGCAGGUGCUGACAUUGCCAACUGUGUCAAUGAGGCAGCUCUAGUUGCGGCCCGCGAGAACGCGGAUUCGGUCACCAUGAAGCAUUUCGAACAGGCCAUCGAGCGUGUCGUCGGAGGCUUGGAGAAGAAGUCACUUGUGCUUUCGCCCGAGGAGAAGAAGACCGUCGCUUAUCAUGAGGCCGGACACGCCAUCUGUGGCUGGUACUUCCGCUGGGCUGACCCCCUGCUAAAGGUUUCGAUCAUUCCUCGAGGCCAAGGAGCUCUGGGUUACGCCCAGUACUUGCCAGCCGGCGGUGACACCUACCUGAUGAACGUUAAUCAGAUGAUGGAUCGCAUGGCCAUGACCCUGGGAGGCCGAGUCAGCGAAGAGUUGCAUUUUGACACCGUGACCAGCGGCGCCAGCGAUGAUUUCAACAAGGUCACGCGCAUGGCCACCGCCAUGGUGACGAAAUUCGGCAUGUCGCCCAAGCUCAAGUACAUUUACUACGAAGAAGAUCAACAGCAGCUCCACAAGCCUUUCUCCGAGGACACUGCCCGUGAGAUCGACAGUGAGGUCCGCCGCAUUGUCGACGAGGCGUACAAGCAAUGCCGCGCCCUGCUCACCGAGAAGAAGAAGGAGGUCGGCAUUGUUGCGGAAGAGCUUCUCUCUAAGGAGGUCCUCAGCCGUGAUGACAUGAUCCGCCUCCUUGGGCCCCGGCCAUGGCCCGAAUCUAGCGAGUUUACGAAGUACUUCGACGGCGGCCGCGGACAGACCAUUGCUCCCCCCGAGCCUACGCCACCACUUGAAGAGUCCGAGGGCAAGGAUGGAAGAGAUCAGACACCCCUGCCUCCCUCUUAG